UUUUCUUCGUGUAUACGUCUCCUCCUGCGGUCCUUCGUUUUUAUCACUCUUUCACUCUUCAAUUCUCUCUCCCUCUCUGUCUCUCGAAAAAAAAAAAAAAAGUUGGUAUUCAUGAAACUGUUGUGUAUUUAGUUAUAUAUACAGGCCUUUUUCCGGCGAUCUUUGAUUCCUCCGAUCGCCUGCUAUCUCUCCAAUCAUCCACCUGACACUGCUAUGUUAACUUUAACUCUAAGUGCCGUGAGUAACGUGCUGAUCAAAGAUCAUGUGACAGACCGAGUUGCCUGCAUCUUUAUUCCAAUUAUAAUUGGUUCAACACCAAGCAGUCUGUAUACCUCUUAUUCUGGUUUUUUGGUUGGGACAUUAGCAGCUAAGAUAUGUUUGUACUGAAAUCAGUCCAUCGGUUGGGAUCUAUGAAAUGCCUCUAACUUUUAUGAGUAGGAGCACUGAACGAAAUACAGGUUUUCUCAGCCAUAUAUAUCAGGGCUCUGUGACAAGUCUUUGAACAUUCAAGGAAACAUUUCAAAUGAAGGCUAAUGAAGAAUAACAAUUGACUAGUUGAAGCAUAGAUGUCAGUAGCUAAACUCAGCACAAGUGGAGCUCUCAAUGCUAUGAAAAAAGAAGAGGGGAAUGAUUCUCUUGACACUUUCAGCAGGCAAGCUAUCCAAAAGGAGCCUCUUCUCUCUUUCUCAAGGACAGGUGACAGCCCAGUCCAGUGGAUCCAGUUCCUUAACGCCUUAGAUCAGCCAGAUCUCCCUGGUUGGCCCCUGCUGACUUCUCUGAAAGUUACAAUCAAAAAGUGCAAGAAGUGUUCCCGGGAGUUUUGUUCACCAGUUAACUACAGGAGACAUAUUCGUGUGCACCUGCGAUCUUUAAAUGUCAAUAAGGAAUCUCACAAAAAUAGAGAUUUAUUGGCUGCAUUUUGGGAUAAGCUUUCAGUGGAGGAGGCUAAGGAAGUUCUAUCCCUCAAGGAUGCAUCGCUAAAGGAAAUUCCUAGUUCAUCAGUCAUUAGGGCUUUGGCAUCCUCUCUCCACCAGCCAGGUGUUUGGACUCUUCCACAGGUUUAUGUGAGAGCUGGCUCCACAUUAUUGGAUAUUAUUCAAGCCAAUUCUUCCAGGCUUCCAAUAUCCUCACAGGAAUUGUUUAGUAUCCUAGAUGAUGCUAGUGAGAAUACAUUCUUAUGUGCUGGUACAGCUGAGUCUCUGCAAAAAUAUGUUUUUGAUGAGGAAACUGCUAGACAUAGCCUUAAGUUGACGAACUUAAUUGCUUGCACCACCUUUCUUUUCGAACAGCAACUGGUGAAAGCAUGGAUAGAUGACAAAGAUGCAGAGGCUUUAAGAUGUCAGAAGUUGCUUGUGGAGGAGGAAGAAGCUGCACAGAAAAGGCAAGAUGAACAAUUGGAGAGAAAAAAACAGAAAAAGCUCCGUCGGAAGGAACAGAAAACAAAGGAUCAAUUGAAUGCAUGCAAGGAAUACUUGAAUAUCUCUAAUAAUGCACUAGACGAGUUUCUCUCAGCAGAAGUGCCCGACCCUACAUCUUCAUCAGAUUCCAAUUUGAGUUCUCCAGACAUGCCAGUAAUUGUUUCUUCUUGGCCCAAAUCCAUUCAGUUUACAAGUGAAGCAAUAGAUGUUUCUGAAGCUAUGUUUGAUUUCAGCAGCGAACAUAUUGACGCAGACAAUUUCCAGACCGUUGAAACCCAGAAGAUGGACUCAGAUGGCCGUUGGCAUUUAGCAACCAAUAGAUGCCAGGUGACAAAGUCACAAAAGGGUGAUCGAAAUGGCUUUUACGUUAGUCAUGAUCUUGAAGGAUUGAAAUCUGAAACCAUACAAAAGCUUACUCCUAAAGAUCAUGGGACUCUACUUAAUGGCAGCAAAGCUUGGACCAAGAAAUUUAAAGUGGAUAAUGAUGACCAGAACUCAAAACCUAGAUUGCAGGAAGAGACCAGUAACCAAACUGAUAAAAAUAGCUUUAAGGUGAUGAUUGGUUCUAUCUCCGUCACGCUAAGUAAUCCUGACGAAGUGCAAUAUACUUGUAGCACCAAACGUGCCAUACCUAAGAAAAGUGAUGUUCUGGAGAAGAUAGGUAAACAUAGUGCCGGUAAGCCUUUGAUUCCUGUGAACCGGCAUGAAACUAGUGGUAUUUGUCCAGUUGAUAAAGGUGAUGAAGAAUCUGAAGGGAGCGUGUUGGAUAAGGCUGGCGAUCAAACGGUGUGCGUUGAAAGAUGUAUGCAAUCAUGCUCUAUCGACAGUGAUGACCGAGAUGGUGGAAAGCACAGCAAUAUUUUUUCAGAUGGAAAUACUAAACAAAGAGGUUUAUCUUUCUGCAGUGUUGCUGCAAAAGAGUUUCUUUCACAGAGACGGAAGGAAGUUAUGUCAUCAAAUCAUGUGAAAUUAGUUCUGUUCUCAGAGAUAGAACCUCCAUUAUUCUCCGGCGCUGAAGACGACAACUUCACAAAGGCAGCACAAACAUUGGAUUUUCAUGAAGGCACUGUCAAUGGCAAUGCUGAGACUUAGCAGCACCCCCUAGGCCUAGAAGCGUCAAGCAGAAAUGCUCAGAUUAAGAUCAGAAACAAAGGUAGAAAAGAUAUUUUAAGAUUAAUAGACAUACCCAAACAAAAUGCUGUUGUCUUAUUAGAGUAUGUAUACCCAAUUUUUUAACCUAUUGCCCUUACAUUCUCAGCAGGGGUUCCAAUUUUAACCGGGUCUUCUGUCAUUAACAUGUACGUAUCCAUAGACGAUCUACUAUGUUGAUAAACAUUUUCAUUUUCUUUUUAACUAAAUUGUUUGGUUGGAGAUGAAUGGAAAUAAACCCCAAAUUGAAAUGCGAAAGGAAAUCAUAAAUAAAAUGGAAGAUUUUGUCUUUUUGAAA
This is a messenger RNA of Olea europaea var. sylvestris, 2865 nucleotides long. RefSeq lists its product as uncharacterized. The transcript has 11 exons. Lineage: Eukaryota; Viridiplantae; Streptophyta; Magnoliopsida; Lamiales; Oleaceae. Bases 567 to 2510 code for a protein of 647 amino acids. The record is from RefSeq and is a predicted model, not a curated record.